GCCAACUGGAAUGCUUAGGAUGGACAAGCGCACGACACGCGGCGCUCAUGCAUAGCAUUCGCCGACCAGGCGAAAGAGCCCCUCCUCCUCGUACCAGGGUUCAUCCUGAAUCAGAUCCGACGGUCCGUAAUCGCCACCGCUCUCUCACUCGCACCCGCGGCGAGGAACUCAACACCUUCUUCGCUCCGAGAAGCCAAGAGGAGAGAACGUGGCGACUGUUUGGACAGUUUCCCACGUAUAUAAAGCCGCGUACCAUCCUCCCCUGUCACUCGUACAGUUCCACUUUUCAGUUCGAGUUCGAGUUCUGACACUCUCGCUCGUUAUGGCGAUGGCGCCUCACGGCGGCGCCGGCGGAGCACCUCGUGCGUGCGCGGCGUUUCCCGACAGCCUCUUUCAAGAAUCGGGUCUUGAGUUGGAACAGGCAAAGCCUUCGGCGAAUUCGCUUGAAGAAAUCGCGUCCGUUGCUGUUCUUGGCGGCGGUGACCCCGGCGAGAUGGGGUCUCCGCCUUCCCGUUCGGUUCCGUCGCCGAGAGUAGCCAUUGGCGACCGCAAAUUUGAAGCCGGGUCGCCUCCGCGUUCGCGCCUGUCCCGGCCCGAACCCUGUUCGGCUCUGCUCUUGCAGGUGGUGAAGAUCAAAGAGGAAGAGGAAGAGGAAGAGGAGGUGGUGGCGGCGGCGAUCAUGGCUGAUCCCAGGGACGCUGCCGCUGUGUCCCCGUCGUGCUCGUGGCGGACAGCCGCGGAGGAAGUGGCGAGGCCGAUGGAGGGGCUGGGGGAGGCGGGGCCGACGCCGUUCCUGAGGAAGACGUACGAGAUGGUGUCGGACCCGGGAUCGGACCGGGUGGUGUCGUGGGGUUCGAGCCGGGACAGCUUCGUGGUGUGGGACCAGCACGAGUUCUCGAAGCAGGUCCUGCCUCGAUACUUCAAGCACUCCAACUUCUCCAGCUUCAUCCGGCAGCUCAACACUUACGGUUUUAGGAAGAUAGAUACAGAUCAAUGGGAGUUUGCGAACGAAGGUUUUCAGGGAGGGAAGAAGCACUUGCUGAAGAACAUAAAGAGGAGAGGCAAACUCAGCAAGCAAAGGAAAACAUCGAGAAGUAAUUUUACUUCGGAUUGCCUGAAAGUUGGAAAGGAAGGCGAACUCGAAACGCUUAAGAAGGACCAGGAAGCGUUGAAGGCCGAGAUCCUGAAACUAAGAGAAGAGCGGGAGAACUCGCAGCAUGAGAUCAACCAGGUCACAGAGCGGGUUCGCAGUGCCGAGUGCAGGCACCAGCAGAUGUUCCUCUUCCUCUCCAAAGCAGCGAAAAGCCCGAACUUUGUCCAGCAUUUAAUCCAGAAGAAAAGGCACAAGAGAGAAUUAGAUACUCGUGAAUCAAGCAAGGAGAGCAAAUUGCUUGGUCCAGAUGGCGAAGCCACCAAAUGCUUGCUCGAAGCAAUGGAUCCCAGGAUUCAAAGCCCAAAUGUUGAUUGCCCGAGAAUCAGUGAUGAUUCGGCACAGAUGCAGUCUCGGCCAAAUAGUGUCUUGCCGGAGGAUUUUGAAGACAUUCAGAUGCGCAAUCCAUGGCCUUCUCCAGUGGGUGGUGGAGAUUUCAGGGUUGCGCAGGGUCAGAUGCCGGAUCAGAUGGCCGCAGCUAGUCUGUCACAUUUGUCUUCGGUUUUCCAUGAGAUGUCCGAGAAACUCCUCGGAGACAAUGUGGUCGUUGGUGACGAUGCGGCCGAUGUAGAAGAAGAAGAAGACGACCUGGCGGUGAAUGACACAAGAAUCUAUCUUGAACUGGAGGGUCUGAUUGAGAAGCCAUGUGGUUGGAGUGAGUACACAAGUGAGCUGGUGGAGCAAGCAGCGGUUUUGAUGCCCUAAAUUUCCAUCGUUGCUUCUCUUUUUGUGGACCAGAUCACAUGACGCAGCUUUUGCAUAAUUGGAGAGAGUUUCUGAAGUGAAGUCUCUUUUGUUUGACCGAACGAAGAUAUGCUGGAAACAGGAAGGAAGAGGGAAUCCAACCAUUAAACUAGGUUCUUGAUAUGUCAACGGCAAAUGCGCAUACGUGUACAUAAGUAGAUGUUUCUUCCUUUUUCUCCAUUGUAUCAGUCCCCUAAGUGUUCUCUUCUCUAGUUUGUACCAUCUUCUUUUUCUUUUUCAGUGUGUUCUAACCAGUUAUGUAUAAAGAGAAGCUGUUUAUAGUGCGAAAUGUUCAAUUUCAGUUUUUUUCCAAAUGUUUUACACGACCAAAUUCUAAUCAGGAGUCACCAGUUGUCCAUGUAUUCUUACAGAGACAUCUUUCUUUUUUCUUGAUAGAGCUCCAUGGGGUUCUUGUCGAAAGCUUCAAGUAUGUCCAGAAGGAUCAGUUGAUUGAUUGCA
Syzygium oleosum is the source of this 2353-nucleotide messenger RNA. Its product is annotated as heat shock factor protein HSF30-like. Gene Ontology annotation, molecular function: RNA polymerase II cis-regulatory region sequence-specific DNA binding; DNA-binding transcription factor activity. Lineage: Eukaryota; Viridiplantae; Streptophyta; Magnoliopsida; Myrtales; Myrtaceae. The transcript is spliced from 3 exons. Gene Ontology annotation, biological process: regulation of transcription by RNA polymerase II. Bases 323 to 1855 code for a protein of 510 amino acids. The record is from RefSeq and is a predicted model, not a curated record. Gene Ontology annotation, cellular component: nucleus.